Messenger RNA from Closterium sp. NIES-67, 1670 nucleotides. NCBI's taxonomy places the organism in Eukaryota, Viridiplantae, Streptophyta, Zygnematophyceae, Desmidiales, Closteriaceae. The record is from the annotation of a GenBank genome assembly.
UGAGUGCUCCGACGGAAGGAACUAGCGAAAUAAGUCAGACCACCAGACCUGUCUGCUAUGCUCAGCACACUCCUCCACUCUCCUUUCGUCCCCGGUGUUCCCGGGCGCAGAUUCCCCAACGCCCUCAGUCUCGACUCUCGACUCUCUGCCGUCCUUCCCUCCGUCCGACUCUCCUUUCCUCCCUGCUAUUUCCGCUUGUAGAUUCCCGUCUGUGUAGCAUGGCCGCUGCGGCCGGCCGUCUGAUUCCAGACUUGCCCGAUGACGUGGCAUUGUCGUGCUUAGCUCGAGUGCCACGUGGCGUCUAUGGAUCGCUCAAGCUGGUCUGCAGGAGUUGGCGCGCCGCGAUUGAAGGCUCCGAGCUGUACACCCAGAGGAGUCAACUGGGAGCCACGGAGAGCUGGCUUCACCUCAUCCCUCUCCGAAGCGCAAACUGGUUCGCCUUUUCGCCAGUGCUAUCGCGGUGGUUCGCCCUGCCCUGGCAGGGUCCACGCUUCAUCCGGUGUGUGGAGGUGCUGGGUCGCUACCUGCUGGCGUUUGGCACAGACGACGACACAGGGGGCUCGUACCCCUUUUGCCACGUCAACAAGGUGUCCGUGUUCGACUCUGUCACAUCGCAGUGGAGCGACGGCCCUCCCUUUCCACGUCAGCUCAAGCUGAGCGACGCCAUUGGUGCGCACGGAAAGGUGGUGCUGUUCUCGUCUGUGAUUGGCCAGUGCCUGUACAUGGGCGUGUCGUCCCGGCCAGGCGAGGUGGUUGCCAUGCGACUGAGCGAAGAUAGGGAGGGAGGUGAAGGGGGAAAGAGUGGAGAGCAAAGGAGGAGUGGAGGAGAAGGGGGAGAGAAUGCAGGAGAUGGAGGCGACGGAGAGAAAGGGGGAUCCAGGCUGGGAAGGAAAGCAGAGGUUUCUGGUCUGCAGGAGAAGGGUUCAAGUGGUGCAAUGGAGUCACAUGGGGAGGAGGAGGUGUGGUGGGAGGCAAGGGAAGCUUGGGGUGAGGAUGAGGAAGGGGUUGGAGAAGAGCAGGGGGAGGAGAGGAAGGAGAGGAAGGGUGAGGCGAGACGGCAAGAAAGGAAGAAGGCAACCAAGUGGAAAUGGGAGGAGCUUCCUACCCCCUCGUGCCCUGGAUGUUCACCCCACCUCUCCUUUGCUCUCAAUGGCGCUUGGCACAUCUACUCCGGCGCACUCCUCCCCACCCUAGAACCCUCCAUUCUGUCUUUCCAUCCCUCCUCCCUCUCCUGGACCCAACCGUCCUCUCUCAAGCAAAUCUACAAUAGCGGCAAAACGUCGGACAUUGUAACAUCCCUAGGCCUUGGAAUUCCCGGUUGGCGAGCCGAUCUCGCCAAGAAAAUCAUAACUUUGUGGCGGGCAAGUGGGGUUCUUCGGCAUUUAGCUGUGCUCGACGAUGGAUUGGUGGUUUCUACAGGAGGUGGAAGGUUGGCUGGGGGUGGUGAGGGGGAUCUGCGGGCAUGGGUGGAGGAAGAGAAGGCUUGGAGGAAAUUGUCAGACUUGCCUUUUGAUGGAAGGAGUGCACGGCUAAGAGUCCUCAUUAGCAUCUAGUUCCCAUUUCCCCCCCAUUUUUCCCACUUUAAAUUCGUGUUAGUUGUAUGAACAAAUCAUUUCUACUGUGUCACAGUUGUCUCGUGCCGUGAAACGUGUCCACAUCCGAAAUUAGCU